AUGGCUCACCAACCUGACAUCAAGAAGAAAAUGAGGGAGAUUCUCAUUGACUGGCUUAUUAAGGUCCACUACAAGUUUAAGUUUGUGGUUGAGACACAAUUCCUUACCGUAAACCUUAUAGACAGGUUCUUAGAGCGCCAAAUGGUGAUCAGAAAGAAGUUUCAAUUGGUUGGUGUGACAGCCAUGUUAUUAGCUUGCAAGUAUAAGGAUGUUUAUGGAGAAAUGCUUGACAAGGGAGUCAAUUUGGAUGAGUUUACCUAUGUUUUGUUGACGGUGAAAAAAAUCACUAGGGACAUUCCGAGCUAUCAGUUUAUAAUAAAGACGUUGACUGAUGCUGGGAAACUCGAUAAGGCGCUUAAUGUGGUAGAUACAAUGUUGGAUGAUGAUGGGGUUGAACUCUUUAACAAUCCAAAUAAGAAGGCUAUGUUGUUUUUGAACUUCGCUAGUGAGUCUUCUGAUGCUUUCAAAUCCACAUAUCGUGAAGUUGCUAAGAAAUAUAAGAAAGAAGACAUAAGCUUUCUCAUUGGAGAUCUCAAGGUCGUAGUCACUGACAGCAUCCAGGAGGACAUCAAGUAUGGAAAAUAUGUGUUGCUGGAGUUCUAUGCUCCUUGUUGUGGACAUUGCAAGAAGCUUGUUCCAAUUUUGGAUGAAGUUGUUGUCUCAUAUGAAAAGGAUUCCAAUGUCGUUAUUGCAAAUUUACAGGCCACUGCAAAUGGUGUGCCAAGUGACUUCGAUGUCAAAUAUUAUCACCUGCCUCAACGCCUGCAGGAUUAG
Molecule: messenger RNA, 774 nt
Organism: Pyrus x bretschneideri (Chinese white pear)
Lineage: Eukaryota; Viridiplantae; Streptophyta; Magnoliopsida; Rosales; Rosaceae
Product: cyclin-B2-2-like
Exons: 1
Coding region: 1-774 (257 amino acids)
Biological process (GO): regulation of cyclin-dependent protein serine/threonine kinase activity; mitotic cell cycle phase transition
Cellular component (GO): cytoplasm; centrosome; nucleus
Molecular function (GO): cyclin-dependent protein serine/threonine kinase regulator activity
Source: RefSeq, a predicted model, not a curated record